Molecule: messenger RNA, 15844 nt
Organism: Columba livia (rock pigeon)
Lineage: Eukaryota; Metazoa; Chordata; Aves; Columbiformes; Columbidae
Product: microtubule-associated protein futsch
Exons: 2
Coding region: 2948-7348 (1466 amino acids)
Source: RefSeq, a predicted model, not a curated record
CUUAUAAUCAAUCAUACCGCUGUUCAAGGGCUAAAAAAAAUAAACCCAAAAAGAGCACAGGCUUCAUGUUCAAUAGCGAGAAACUUGGGGUGGGCAAACCAGAAGAUUGUAGUUGGCAACUGGCAGGUUUUCAGAGGCCAGCUUCCCAGGCAGGUUGGGGUGAACCAGUUGAUUUCUUUCUCCCUCUCUUUCUUCUCCCCCUUGCUCCCCCCACAAAAUGCACUCUUGAACCAGAGGCGGGCUGGGCUGUCCCUAAAGCUCUGCUUCUGGCGUUCACACGCAGAACAAGCACAGUGUCACCCUGGUGCAGCUGGAAAAGGGGAGAUGUGGCAACCCCACCAGUGGGUUGUGGACGCUGCAGGGAGCUGGUGGGCAAAGCUCCUUGGGCUGCGUAAGCUGAAAUCCAGAUAACUUGGCCUUUCCCUCCCAUACUAUAUAUCUUAUACCUGGGCAGUCUAUAGGUGUUGCCGACAAACAAACCCCUGCCUUCCCCCAGCCCCAUCAUCCCCAGCCACGUGGCCUUUGUUGCAAGCCCUGGGUCUCCCCUAGCAAGAGCUGGGGGAGGGUUGACUUCAAACUCCACUAAACAGUAGAGGCACAAUGCAAACAAAUGUGUUGCAGCACGCAGCUAUGCAAAUAGCUUUAGAGCACAGCACGUUUUCGCCAGCGUUAAUUGCUGCACUGCUGGGGUUGCAUAGCAACAGCUCGGUUUGUGUCUCUGACAGCUCCUGCCCCUUGAUGCCUCUGACACCUUCUUCAGCAGGCGGGGAAGGAGAAGAGAACAGGGCUGCCCUGGGAGAGCUAGAAGGGCCAGGAGGUAGCAAGGAGCUCAGGUGAUAAGAUUUGCUUAGGAUGCUGGGACGUCUUCUGGCAUGGGGUGACACAUGCAGCAGGCCUGGAUUGGGGGCACUGUGGCACAGGAGCAGAGGAUCCCCUGCAGCCACAGCCUUGUGUAGACAGAUUUUGAGUUGGUGGCCAGAAAGGGCAGACUUGCCAUCUCCCGUGCUCUGCAGGAAAGCGCCCUGGCAGGUGGGUUGUCUCUCUCACUGCAGUGAAUCCUUCUGGGUACCCCAUACGGGCUUGUGGCUGCACUUGCAGCUUGGCUCUAGGCAUAGAAGGUCCCUGGUAAAUCACCUCUCCCCAGCCAUGGAGCUGCAGGAGGCUUGUGGCUCCUCUGGCGCUUGAGAGAGUUGACCUUGCUCAUGCACACCCAAAGCUAAGACAAGGCCUCUGGGAAGGGGUGAGCAUGGGCACAGGGGAGAGGCUGCAGACGGUAUGGGAUGCCCCGGGUUCCCUUGCUCGUCUGAUGAGCCCAGCUGCUUCUGCUUCUCCCAAAAGGCAGGCUCUUCAGCGACAGGGGUGACUGUCUCCGGAGAGCAAUUCUUCCUCCUGUUUAAAACCACGUUCCCCGUUCCCAUCCUCUGUGUUCACCAGUCAGUCUUCAGCUCCUGCUGUGCCUUUGCCAGCAGGGUUGAGCAACCUGUUGGUAGCUGGUACCUUCCCCUGGGAAGGCACUUCAGCUCUGCAAUCAGCUCACCUCUCCUCUCUGAUAAGCCACAUAAAUAGUUUCUCUGCAGCAGUUGACACAAACCAUAAGCAACCCCGCCUGAAGCCAUGGGGCACUUGAAAUAAACUCUUUUAUUAUACUUGAGCAUGAAACAAGCUCUUCUCUGAAACUGCCUUAAGUAGUGAGGACCCAGGCAAUCCUGCAUCCAUCAGCCACCGGGCAAGAGAAUGGCCAUGGGCAUGUUUUGUUUAGUACUAAUAGCUUAGACAGACGGGAAUGGUGGGAAAUGCUGUUCAGGUACCACGGUGAGCAGAUAACUGGGUCCCAGGGAGCACAGAGCUGUGUCUGGGAGGUGUGGGGAUGGAGAGGCACAGGCUGCGGCUCAGCACCCCGGGGCAUGGGGAGAGGAAGGACCGAGGUGGGAUCCAGCCAUGCUCAGAGCUUGACUGCAGAUGCCAGGGAGAGCUGUGCCUCGGGGUUACCCUUUGAAACCGAGAAAAAGGGGAUAUUGCCUGCAGGACCCAAAUGGGGAUGGGCUGGAGAAGGAACAGGUGAGCUCAAGGUGAGAAGUUGCAGCCUUUGAGCCAAAGUGAUGUGGAAGCAGAAGACCUUGAGUGCAGUGUGCCAACAGAAGAAGGUGAACUGUGUCACUGAGCAUGAGAUGGGUCUUCUAAGGACAAAGGGCAUCAAGGCUGAAUGGAUUUAUUUCCUUUAUCAAGCAGGAAAAAGAUUUCUCUCUGUUUUUUAAAUUUACAGCUUGACAAGCUGUGUGUAUCUCAUAUUGACUCCUUGGAGUACAGUGGGGCAAAUAAGGUGAAAAUGAGCACUGUAGCCUCAGAUAAACUUCAGAGGAAGAAACUAGUCAAAGGCAAGGCAGAAGUGCCGCCAGGAGCCUUAAGUACGAGGGAUCCCAGGUCCCCUCUGCCAUACAAGCAGGACAUGAGUCUUUUCCAGCCCUGUGCACCCAUGCAAAGUAGGCAUGACCUGCGGCCAGCUGUGUUCAGCAUCCUUACUGCAAGGUGAGGAAGGACUGUGGCCAAGCACUUUGGUCUCUUCUCACAAAUCAGGGACUCCAUACACAGACCCACAAUCUCCUCCCUCACCCAGCCUGUAGCUUACCUCUUCCUCCCCAUCACCCACCGCGUUGCCCGUGCCACGGGCUCUUCCUUCGCAGCUGUGUGUGUGUGGCACCCAAAAGUGCCCUGGCAAGGAGGGGCUCGGCUGUUUUGGCACCAUAACCUUGCUGAGGUUGCCCUGGGGAGUGUGGCAGCGGAGUGGGCCGGGGCAGGGCCACACCUCUGCUGCCGCCCGUAUAAAUUCAGGCUGGCUGAGGAAAGAUGGCUGCUGCUCUUAGGAGCUGCUCUGACGAGCAGUGAGGAUGCAGCAGAGGCCUUAGCAAUAGACUCUAACAAUCAGCCGAAGUCUCCACUGGAGAAGUUUAUGGUCAGACUGUGUACACAUCACCAGAAGCAAUUCAUUCGUGUGCUAAACGACAUAUACACUGAAGUACAACCAGACUCUGAAGGCCAGCAGUUGUCUGAAUCCGAGAGCAUGGAGGCAUCUACUUGUGGCUCUGGUUGUAGCCAACGAAGCACUGAAAAUCAGGAUAAGGGUGCUACUUGUACUGAAUCAAAGCCCCUUUCUUCCUCGGACCCAGGACAGUCGGGGUCCGAUGGCCUCCUGCAUGUUAUGGGACAAGGCCCAAAGCAGCCGGUGGAGCUGAAGUCUCUGGACAGAGCAGAGAGCUCCAGUCCUGCUUUGAGAAGGGACUUGUCUGAGUUCCCCAUGACCAGGCUUCGUUCUGCUAGUCCAAAGGAUAGUUCCACCCAAGGAUACCUCAGCACAUUGAAUUCUUCCUCUUUGAAUUUCCAUCAUGCUGCAAAGAGCCUGGAAGGGCAGCAAGCUGCUGGACACGAGCAAGAAGCUGGUGUCAGAAAGUGUGAGGACAAUAAAGAGCAGCUAGCAGGUAAGACUCUUGUGGAAGGUUAUAUCUCGGUCAAAGUGGCAAACGUGAACAGCAGCGAGGACAGCUUAGACAGCUGUCUGGGGCCCCAAAAGAGCUCUUUCAGAGCUCUGCCAGAAGAGUCCUGGGAUCCUGGCUUUGCAGUGACCCCCCCUCGCAGAGCUGACAAAGAGAACACUUUGCAAUGCAGCUCAAAAGCAUCCUUGCACCAGGACUUAGACGCAAAAGAACAAGAUGCGAGACCAAAGCAAGAAAACCACCUGCAUGCCGUGGCCAAGGGCAAGGCAGGCUGCCCCCUGCUUCCGGCCGACAAGGGCCCGCUGGACAAGUCCAAAGAGGGCUGGCUGCCCACCGGCACCACGCCAACCACCCACCGGACCCCCGGCGGGCACCCCCGCGCCAAGGCAGCCACCCUCCGAUCCACUCGGAAGAGCAAGAAGGCGUCAGGGCUGAGGAUCAAUGACUACGACAACCAGUGUGACGUGGUCUACAUCAGCCAGCCCAUCACCGAGUGCCAUUUCGAGAGCCAGCGGUCGGUAUCAUCCCGCAAGACAGCGAGGAAGAGCACCCGGGGUUACUACUUCAACGGGGAGUGCUGCGAGCUCCCCACCGUCCGCACGCUGGUGAAGAGCUCCCGGGGAGAGGAGCUGGCCCUGCGAACAGAGACCCUCCUCAGUGCUAAGCCGCCCCUGGUGCUCUCAGUGGGGGGGUCUGCAGGAGCAGGACGGGAAGGUGAGAAAAGGGUUUCCCUGAGGCUUCUGGCCAAAGGGGCACCAACUGGCCGAGAAACGAGAGAGAGAGCUGAGGUGGGCACUGUGCAGCCCCGGGAUACCCGGGCGCUGCGGUCAAGGGAAGCUGCCAUGGCUGUGCCCUUCUUCUCCCUCUCUGCUCCACCCAGCCCGCAAAAAGAGGACAGCUCGACCGGCUUGCUGCCCCCUGGCUCCCCUGCUGCUGAAGCAGGGAGUACGAGAGUGGGAGGCACUGUUCCUGAGGAGGGUGGCAGCAGCCAGGGCUCCUCCAAGGACAGCAGCAGCAGUGGGCAGGCUGCCGAUAUUGCUGCGCUUCCCAUCUCAGAAGCACCUGGUGAGGAGGAAGGUUGCUCAGGCUGUGAUGUACAAACUGAUCCAGACCUUCCCACCAGCCCGGAGCCAAAGGCCUCCUCACACCCCCCUGCCACUGCGGACACGGCACUCCUGGCCCCUGAUGGUGCUGGCGAUCCUGUCCAGCCUACAGGUGCGGGAGACACAGAGCCCUGCGGGCCAUGCCCGGCAGAGCCCUCCCCAUGCUCUCCAGAUCAGCAGGCUCCUGAUGAGUCACCUGCCACCACGGACAGGGAGAGCCCCCCAGAGCCACCUGCCGCCUUGCAGCUCAUGGAUGUGAACAAAAGCAUCGAUGCUGAACCAGAAGCUGAAUUAUUGGGCGUGGCAGAUGAGCAAGAGGAGGCUGUGCCAGCCAGCCCAGCCCUCCCUGAAAUCUCAGAAGGGGAGACAGUGCAGAAUAGCAGCCCAGCAGGUGAAAAAGAGCCUGUUGAAGGGGAAAUGCCACCUGGACACCACAGCUCAGAUGCUGCAGGGAAAGACUCCACCUCUUCCAAAGACAGUCUAGACAAGAAACGAAAGAAAGGCAGGAGAGUUCUCGUGGCAUCGGACCGCCGUCUCCGAAGCCAGCAAUCCCAGUCACCUGCCGAGGGCAAUGCUGAGGAUGCUCGUUCUUCCAGCUCUGUGCAGCUUCCUUGCCUGCAGAUCAAAUUUUCCAAGACCUCUGGUGCUAAGCGGUUCAAGAGAGAAGUGCAGCUGGAUGGGGCAGCAUCCGUGCACUUCCCAAACGACUGCUUCCCCAAUGUGCUGCUCAAAUCCAGCAAGGGGCCAGACACCAGCCGGGCACCAGAGAGCAUCGCUGAGCAGCAGCCAGGCGAGGAGAAUGGGGUCACUACCAGACAAACCCAUAAAAGCAUCUUAGCGGAAGAAACUGCAGCAGAGGGAGAAAAUUCCUCUAAAGACGACCCCCCUGCUAAUGGCACCCAAAGUCAGCUGGGUGAGAUGCUAGAAAUCUGCAUCAAGGCUGAUUCUGAGAAGCAAAGCAUUCUCCUCCCUCUGGAGACCAGCGUACUUGCAAAUGAUGCUGGGCAAGUGGAUGUGAAACCAGCCGAUGGCAGUGCAAAAGAUGAGAAGGGCUCUGACAUGGGCAAGCUGGAGAACUCCGAGCCGGUGGCCAAUUCACCUCCAUGUCCCAGCAGCAGAGGAGGAAGCAAGCAUCUUCCAGCAAAGGCUGCGAAGCAUAAAAAGGUUGCCCUGCAGUUUUAUAACUUAAGACACGCACCUGCACCUGUAGACACUGCAAAAAAGAGCACACAAGGGAAGGAGUCUAUGCAAGCAAUCCCCAAACUGAGGGAUGAAUACAGUUCAGGGAAAGACAACUCCCCAGCAUUGGAGGACAUGGACAUGGCUGACAGCAAACCAAAGUUCGUGGAGUGGUGUGCUGAAGAGGACACGCAGGAGCUCAUUGCUGAGUUCAAUGCCCAGUACAUGAAAGUUCAGAAGGGCUGGAUUCAGCUGGAGAAGGAGGUGCAGCCAGCCCCCAAGGUAAAGAACAAAGCCGACAAGCUGAAAGAGAUUUGGAAAAGCAAGAAAAGGACACGGAAAAGUAGAGGGUCGCUAGAAGUGCAAAAGCUUUCUCCUGUCCAGAUGCUGUUUAUGAAGGCCUUUAAGCUGUCUGACAUCUGCCAGUGGUUUAUGGAGACAACUGAAACCAGGUCUCUAGUGAUCGUGAAGAAACUCAACACCCGCCUCCCGGGGGAGAUCCCCCCCAUCAAAGUCCCCAUGCAGAAAUACUCCUCCUCCAGUCUUUAUCCCAGCUCACUGCAAGCCGAACGUUUGAAAAAACACCUCAAAAAGUUUGCUGCCACUACCCCGGCUCGGAAUAACCUGAAGAACCAAAAGCUUUGGGCCAAAAUUCGGGAGAAUGCUGAUAAAGUGGAGGCUGAAGAAGCCACCGCUCCCAGCCAGAUGUCUCCAGUUGACACCAGCACCGAGGACUUGAGUGAAGACAAAACCAUCCAGCCUGCCCCCAGCUUGCCCACACAGGCCAGCACCAGGAUCCUGCGCAAGUACUCCAACCUACGGGGCAAGCUGCGAGCCCAGCACCGCCUGGUGAAGGCGGAGAAGAAGAGCGAUGGCUCAGGGGACCACCCACCCCUGGAGAGCAAGCAGAACCGGAAGAGCGUGUGCAUCAACCCACUGAUGUCUCCAAAAUUGGCCUUGCAGAUCAAAGCAGAUGCCUUUCCGGCAAAGUCUCUGUCAGUGGAUGGGAUGGGAAAGGGCCGGAAGGGGAAGGGCAGGUCCCAGGAGGACCCCUCGCCCAAAGCUGACCUCCAGCUCAGCAGGAAGAAGAGGACGCUGAAGGAGAGCGGGAGCACCCAGGAGCGGUCUGGCUGCUCCACCAAGGACAAGCUGCCUGCCAAGAAGGCCAGUAAAAUAAAGCAUUCAGAGGUCAGCACGAAAGCUCCUGCCACCCGAAAGCAGGCUGUCACGGAAAGGAGCAAUAAACUGUCUAGAAAAAUGUCUUUGAAAGAGAAGAGAGCCCCGAAAAGGCAGCUGGAGAAGCUGCGGCUCCCCACACGAAAGGGCAAGGAGAACACGAGCAGACGGGCCGUGCUGGCCCUCAGCCACGACGAGCUGGCCACGUCCCCGAAGCAGAAGCCCCUGGGGGAGUCCUCCACACGGUCGCAAAAGAUGGCCAACAAGAAACCCAGCGGUGGGAAGACCCUGACAAGGUCCAUGAAGAAGAUGCAGGAGAGCAACGGGUCUCAGGGCAAGAGGAAGCUGAGGGCGAAAGUGGACUGUUCGCACAGCAAGCGCUCGCGCCUGGACCCGAAAUAGCAAAGAACCGGUAGCCAUGUACAAAACUGAUGUAUAGUAGUAACCCUUUACCAUGCAUUAACUAAAGCUGCUUUUAUAAGCUGUAGCAAGCCUUUAAAAAUCCGCAGUUUUAAAGGAUAACGCUCGUGAUUUUAGGCAUCGGCAGAUGUGUCUUGGACAGAGAAGAGGUCGGGCUGUCUGGCUCUGCUGUCUAGAAGGAAGUUUCUGCAGCUGGAAAGUUCCUUGGGUUUUUUUAAACUUGGAACCAGGCAGUUUUAGUUAAAAGUACAGUGCCUUAUUUAUCACUUUAAAAAUAAAAAUAAGAAGCUCGUCUGUGUGAUUUGGAGGCUUGCGUUUUAUACUUGAGGCACAAGCACUUGUACUGUAGCAGAAAGAAAACCACCUUCGUGCACAUGAAGUAGCUUUCGGCAGCCUUUGGGUGCACGCAAACAUUUCCCUUUCCUUCAGAGUCCUCCUUCUGUCUGUCUUCUUAGUGGCAUUUAAAGCAAAACCAAAACCAUUUCCCAUCAGUGAGGGAGAGAAAGGCAAAUCUGUCUUUUGUCGGUUCGUUAGUAGCAGCUGCUGGUGUCCCAUACCGUUACCUGCACAAAAGUGUUAAUUAGCUACUGGUGUGUGUACUGCUGAUGGGGGGCUGUCCUGCUCCUCAGUUGCACAGCCCAAGGGGUGGGGAGGUCCCGCUCAGGCAGAGGUGAUGCUGCAGGUACCAGGCUGCUGCAUCCACUGCUGUCGGGCGGGCACACUGGGCUGUAUCUGUCUUUCUUUCUUGCUGGCUUCAGGGAUUAAUUGGUCCUGCCGUACCCUGCUUUUGGACAGACCUCCUGCUCCCAUUUUGCUGCGCUCAUGGUGAUUUCUGUGGUCUCUGAUGGCAAAGCAGUUUCCACAGCGCUUCGCUGAAGGCUGAAUCUCUCCUUUUUUACAGGCUCGAGCUUCUGAUGUUGGUGCUCUGCAGCAGGAGAGCCCUGGCCGUUGCCCUGUGCUCUUGUACAUGAUGUCUUGCCUGGCACCCUCCUAAGCCAGGAUUUGCAGUUGGAAUAGGGUUAAGAGAAGGGACUGAGUUAAGUUUAUUUUUUUACUGUAAUUUGCAUUUUGUCCUUUUACUAGCAGGUUGCGGUUGGUUUGUCCCUGCUUGUGCAUGGUGCUGUGGAGUCUGAAAGUGGCCAAGCCUCUGCCCUGUCCUGCACGAGCCCUUUGCAGGGCUCCUCUGCAAGCCCCUGUGGCACAUUUAAAAGCCAGCUGGGGGUCUGCAGUGGCAGAACAGGAUCAUAGUGCCCAGCAACUCUGAGAAAACCCUGUUAGAGGGGCAGAGAGCAGGUGGCUGUGCUGGCUCUGCUGGGCAGGGAUGCUUGUUGGCUGAGAAGGGACUGUUGGGUCUGUGCUUGGGGAUGGGACUCUCCUCAGCCAUUGCACCUCCAUGAUUUCACUUUCGUGUCACUGCACAAAGUCUGUGUGCGUGAAUCCUGAUGGUGCAGAAAGCACCGGUGCCCAAGAGGGCACUGUGUGGGCUCUGCGGUCACCCAGCCUUUAACAGCCACUUGCUGGUCUUUGCUCAGCUCCUUGUCCCUGCUCAGGGCCAGGCUGCCGGCCAGGCCACUGUUGGAGAGAUGCCUGCCUGGGGGCAGAGGCUCGAGAGGGCUCCACUGCAAUAGGAAUUGCUUUUCGUGGUUGGCAUUGAACCCCAGAUCCCAAAACCUGUGGACUGAAGGUGGAAAGCAGAUAAUUGUCUUUAAAUCUUUCAUUGUACCUAUUUAGUAUAAAGGAUGAAAGAAGGCGGCUGAGGUUUGCACGCCCUUCACAGAGCACCUCUGGCUCUCUUGCAGGUAUUCCCUUCCCCCAGCGCUGACGCACAUGAGGCUGCAGCACAUUUUUCUCUUACUAUGAAAUGGCUGAUUUAAAAAAGAAAAAUUCUUUACCUUUCCUUUGAAUCAUGCUAGAAUAAGUUAACUCUCUGAACAGCUAGGAAGUGAUUAAAUCUAGCCUGUCAGUCCCUGUACAGAUUAAUAUGAAGUUAUCUAUUACUUUAAUUUUUACUGCAUGCAUUAAAUAUGUCAAACAUUCCAUCAGAAAAGAUUUAAAAGCAUUUCAGGAGAGGUGUGAGGCAGGAGGCCACUGAUGGCAAUUAAAUGACUGAGCUGUACCUUUCCUACAGGUUGUCUUUCCCUGUUGUUUCUCCACCCAUACUUUCGGUCCCCCCUCCUUCCUCUGGGCUGGAGCUCCUGAUGCUGCUCCCCAGCAGCCAGCCUCCUUUUUCCCAUCCUUCCCAGCUUCACCAGUCCUUCACCAUCGCUCCUGCAGCACGUGUGGGGCACCAGGUGCUCCUUGGGGCUUUUUCUCUCCCUUUCUCUCUAAUUUUUUAGCUGCUGGUAAAUGCAGGCUGCUCUGCUCUCCAUCUUCUCCGCUUCUGGGAGUGGGAACCUAAUUAGGAUAAAAACCUAGACAAAGCAAGUGGAGACAGGCUUUCUGUUUGGAGUGUGGCUGCUCCAGCCUCCUGCCUGUCUUCCCGUGCCCUGGGGCUCCUCCAGCACCUGUUGGCCCAUCGUGGCAAGGGUGGGAGACAGUGGGCACCACACUGGUGUGGGAGAGGAGCAUCUGUUCCAGUUCGGUGUGCGCUGCUUGGCUUAGGUGGUUCCUGGCAGUGUCCCUGCCAGCUCCGGAGAGCAAUGGCCGGGACCCGUCAUGAGGAGGAAUCAGAGAUGCUUAAAGGGCAACUGCGUUCCUCCCACCCCUUUGAAUUCCCGGGAUCAGCCUGUAGCUUUCUGCCAAACUGCUGUGUUUCAGCUUGGUUGGAUGGAGAUCCCCUGUGCUGAAGGCAGGUCUCCGUGGGACUGAGCCCUGUCAGCAGAUGCUGUAGGAGUCGCAGGGCUUUGGGAAGGAUUGAGGUGGUCUUGGCCACUCUGGGCAGUGUGCAGGCAACGUGGCCUGAGGCACAAAGUGCUUGCAGGUUGUCCCAGGCUCCCAUCACCUUCAGCCAGCAGCUGUGUUCCUCCUGGGGGGAUGCCAGGGGUGUUCAGCAAUCCCUGGCUUUCCCACAUCAGCUCCAGUGUGCUCUGUGCAAAGAGUAACACUCGUGAAAUCUGUGCAAGGAGCCUACUGACUUUUAAUGGGAGCUGGGCAGUGCCUCAUAGAUGUACAUCUGAAUUUCUGCUCCCUUUAAUGAGAAAAGGUAGAAGGUGUGCUUUGUGUCAGGAUGGGGCUGAAACAAGAGGUCUAAGCUUGGCUGUUAUUCUUAUCUUUGGAAAGGAAAUGAAGAGAAAGCAAAUAAUUCUGAGGUUUUUUUUCAAAGAGAACCAUUUUUAAAUACAAUUGCCUCAGACUACUGCCUGAGAGCAGCCCAGACCGGGUGUGUGCUGCAUUGUCCCUUGUGGGCGCUUGGCCCCGGUGGGCAGAUAAGCAGCACUGUGGGCAUCUGCAGGGACAGGGAGCAGGGGCUCGCAGGAGGUACCGAGGUGGGGGUGACUUGAUCUGGGGUCUUGUCAGCAGGGGCCCCUCCCAGCUCCCUGCUCAGAGCUGCUCUGCUCCCCACCUUCUCUUUUUCUCCCAACAACUCCCCUUUAUUUUAAAAUUACAGUUUUGAAGCAGAACCGGAAUGAUUCGUCUCUCCAUCGUGCUGCUUGCGAGGAGCCAGCAGGAACAUUUCCUCCCACAGCUGCUGCUCUGGGUGGUGGGUUUAGUUCAUGCAGGUGGUUUUUACAGAGAGGAGGCUUGUUUGUCAAGGGAUGGGUAGGGUGAAGCCAUCACCUGUGGCUGAGUUAUUGCAGGGAGCACUUGGGGCAUGCCCUCGCCAGCCCACUUCCCGGUGGGCAUAUUGGUGCUUUAUUAUAAAUUCUCUGAAUUUCAGAUUUGUGCAGUCCUUUGGAUUGCCCCAGGGGUGAGGUAGAGCAGGGAUGGUCAUCCUGUCUAGAAAAGCAUUAGGAGUUUCUGCUCUGAGGAAACCCCCAGCUCCUUGCCGGGCUGCUUUCCCUGCUCUCACUGCUCUGGGAGAUGCUGUUUGUGGCCCCUUGGCCUCCCCUGUGUGCAUUCUCCACUUGACACCAGUAGUGGCUGCCAGGUCUUGCAGACUACCAGACCUGCUUUUGAUGUGCUUCACACUUACUUUUGUGAGAGCUUUACUUUGGGGCAGGAAGGAGGGAUGCUGUAAUUUGCUAAUUAAUUAAAGGGUCUGCAUGUGAGGUGCAGGGUGGCGUUUUCUGGGUAGCUCUGUUUUCUUUAUCAGUGCUCAGAUGUUUUAAUUUUUUCCUUUUCUUUUUUUCCUAAUCAGUCCUCAUGUUGCAUUACUCCCUUCCCAAUUUACUUCUCAAUUUCCCCUCUCCAUGCAGCCAUGUUUCAGCUAGAAGAGUACACAAGAGACACAGAAAUAUGUAGAGGUAAUAGCAUAUAUAACCUGUUGCUCUUUGUUAUUGACUUGGGACAUACACUGCUUGUUUCUGUUUGUUCUGCAGCGAGUCAGCGGUGAGGUGUGCUGCUGGGGCACGGCCCCUGCUUCAGAGCAGCCUGUUUGCAGUAAAUGCAGCUUCUACGCAAUGCAAGGGAUGCACAGGGAGCUGCAGCUGAUCUUAAUUAAUGGAAGGAAAUCAGCAACAUGCUUUAUUGCCUUGUUCCACAGGGCCAUCAGAGCGUUUCUGCUUGCUGUGGUGCACUGCUGCCCACUGGCACUACCACAGUGCCAUCGUCAGCUCUGCAGCCUCAUUGCGCUCCUCCUCUUCCUCCUUCUCCUCUUCCUCAGCCAACCCACAGCUCCCUGCUCUGCAUCCUCAGCCCCCAUUUCAGCACAAGUGCUGUGUCCCUCAUAACAGUCCUCUCAUUUUGCUGUUACUUUGGCUUUCCUUGCUGGCCACUUUCUCAUCCUAUUCUUGAAACUGUAAUAGUCUCCAUCCCAGCUCCUGUGGUCCAUCUACAAGGAGCAGCAUCUUUUAGCUCUGCACCUCCACAGAUGUCCUCACUGUCCCUUUGCUGCCAGACCUCCUCCCCUCAUUUGCAUGGUUACCUUUUCCUCUCUCACCUUGUCAUUGGCAGCUCAGGGUCUUCUCGUGAUCAGGAACCAUCCAUCUUAUCUGACCUCCAGGAGGGGCUGGGUUUGCUGAGCUCAGAGUCAAAGUUUAUCUGUCUGGGGGUUGAGGGCUACAGCAAGAGCAACUGGAGCCCAGGAUGGCUCCUUCUAUCUGCAGCUGUUUGGUUCUUGCCUAGCAAUGCGUGCCCUGGAAUGGGUGUCUCAGCUGAUGGGAUGUGUGCAGUAUAUCCAAGGUGUGCAUGUGUUUGUAUUCAUCACUAAUAAUUCAUCACUGAUGAGGUACUUGCUUGUGUUUGCUGUGUGUUGUGGUCUUUCAGUGUUCAGUUGCCCACAUAUCAGUGAGACGCAUUUGAGGAAACGUCCUCCAAAGCGCUGGGUCGCUGGUGCUGACGCUUCCAGCUGCAUUGCUGAUCAUCCUUCAUGAGCUGGGACAGUGAGAUGAUCUAAGUCUCCACUGCUCUCUGUGCCCCCGGCCCAGGAGGGAUGGGGAGAGCCGUGCGGUGCUGGACCUAGUGGGCUGACAAGCAUCUGGAGCUGCUUUGUGCUGGUGUGUGGAUGAGCAAAGCUGCAGCCCAGCCCGUGUCCCAGCCACUUGCACAGCACCUUUGGAAAUGCUGAUGUUUCUGAAAGCUCUGCUAGCCCCUUGUAACCUCCCGGGAAACAGACACGCAAUCUCAGAAGGACACAGAUGUACUGCUGUCCUGCUUUUAAGAAUUGUUGAUGGACAGUUUCUCCCUCCAGCCUGUAUUCUUUCAGCCUGACAACUGCAUUCCCCGUUGAAGGCGACUGGGAAGGCUGCGGUGCUCAGCCUCCCAUGGGCACCGGCAGUGCCUGGGGCAGCAGGGAGCUAUGGGCUGUUGUCUGUCUGGCACGGGCUCUCGCCUUUGCACCGUCGGUUGUUGCACCAGGGGAAGAGGGCUGAGCCCCAGCCACGGCAUCCUGGGGUCUGCAUCCUUGGGCUGUGUGCCUGGACGGCCCGGGAGCGAGGUGGGGGGAGGCUCCCCCCUGCCAGGGAAUGCCACUGCAGCUUUUCUUGUAGCAGUAGGUGUUUUUGAGCAAACCACAAGGCUACGACGUCCCCACAUCACCCGUGUUUCCCCCCAACCCCAUGUAUCGUAGCAUCCAUUCAGCCCAUCCUUUAGCUUGGUGGUUGUGAAAUGAAUCCAUCUGUUCUAAGAUGUUCUCAGGAGUUCUUGUUUGUAUUAAGCUCACCCCUAGGCUUAGCAGAAAUCACGGUCCCCAUCCCUCCUCCUCCCCUCCCUGUGGACAAGCCCUUUCUUUCACGAGCACUUCCACCCCCUCCCUGAAGGAUGGCGGGGGGCAGCUGGCAGUUUUGAUUCAGGGCAGGUUGGCAGCUUGGGGGCAGCCGGAGGAGCUGGGAUGCAGCCGGCCGGUGUUUGCGGCGUGGCGUGGGUCCAGAGGCCAGGCCGGCCAGUCCCUUGGGAUAUGUUGCUAACUAAUGUUUUCUAAGUCUGUUUGUAAGAAUACCUAAUUUUAAAAUGAAAUGUGAAUAUAUAUUAUGUGUAGGUGCCAUGUAAGAUAGUGUUGUGCUAGGCGGCAGGAUGCUAACCUACUUUUUAAGCUUUUUGGGGCAGGAAAAAGCAUCUUUUCUCUCAAUUCAUGCUCACAGAUCUAAUAUUGUAAAUAGUCUUUUUUUAAUAUUUAUUUCAUGGGCUUUCCACAGAUUCUUGUUCUGACUGGUAUGUCGGUUGGUGGGACUGUAUCACCCCAGCGUGCCGCAACCAAAGGGCUGGCUAUGGCGUGGGGGGACGGGAUGGGAAUGGGGUGGGGGGCGGUGGUGGUGUUUGGUUUUUUUAUGUCAUGUCAAAGUUGAAGCAUUAACUCAUCUCAUUGUGAUGAUGUCAGACCUGGUCAAUGGCCAUGGUCCCCAGGGGGACAGUGAUCUCCCGUGGCCAAUGGGACGGCCAUUCCCCAGGAGGGAGGCACUGCAAGCAAUAAGAUUUGUAGUAAUAAUGCCUGCUUUGAUGGCAGGGGCUCUUGGGCUCAGGGCCAGCUGGAAAUGACCCCACUCCCGGCAGGGGCUUGGUCCAGCGUGGGAUUGGGGGGUCUCUUGACCUGGGGAUGCCUAAGGAGGUGUCCCCAGGGAUGUGGGAAGUGGGAGUUGCUGUGACCCCCAGGGAAUCCCCGCUAAAGCGGCCAGGGUAGGGUAGGUUGUUACUGAUAGCAAACUCCCACUAGUGAAUUACUGCAGCGAGCAGCUGCCUUUCGGGGCUCCUGCGCGUCCUGCGGGUCUGGGUGACCCCCGGGACAGCGCCACAGUCGCCCUUAAAACCCCAGUGCUGGUUCCAGAAGGUCGUUUGCUUACUUGCUGUUCUGCAAUUUCUAUUCUUCUUCCAGGGGGUUUGAGGUAAUUUGGUCGUUCUUUUUUUCCUAGGUGUUUGUUUUUUUCUUCUGUGGUUUUGUUUGUUUGUCUGUUUCUAUUGUGUGUGUGUCUUUUUGUGGGGUGUUUUUACGCCUUUUUUGCUGGAAGUGUUUGCUGGCUGUGCCCCCCACCCUGGCUGUCUGUGUGGGGCAGUGUCAGCAGGAUCAUUGCUGCUUUUAUGGUGAUGGGUCCCCAAUUUUGGAGGCUGGAGCAGGGAGUGCUGCUGGGUCCUGGCCCCACAGGACCCCUUGCCAGCCCCAUGCUUCCCUCACCCUUGGAACAGGUGUGUUUAAAAAAAAAAAAAAAAAAAAGAAAAAAAAAGAAAAAAAAAAAAAAGAAAAAAGAGACAGAAAAGGGAAAAAAAGGCAACGACAACCCAGCAAUUUUUUUCUUAAGAUGCUCAAGGUUUAAAUAUUAUCUCCACCUUGAUGGCCAAUGUUUUUCCUUCAUCUGUGUCUGCUUCCCUGGGAGAGUUUUGUUUCUCUGUUUGUUUCUAUAUGAAUUGUAGAUACUGAGCUGAAAAGUCCUCCUGUCCGGUACUGUAUGUUUGAGCCUAAGCAAUGUGAACUGUACAGACCAGCGGUGGGAACUGGGGGCCGGUGGCGGCGCCCGGGAGAGCCGUGGCUUGGGCCGGCAUUCCCGGUUGCUCUGGGGAGCAGGACGCACUGCGUCACGAGUUGGGAAAAUGAACUGUCUGCUGUGAAUUCUCGGUUGGAAAUGUGGAGAGGGGUUUCCAUUAGAUAAUGUUUACAUACCUCACCUGACGAACCUUUGAAAGUGUAUAUAAAAAAAAAAAGAAAAUAAAAUUAUAUUAAGUUGCUUUAAAUCAAUAUGUAUAGCUAUAAGAGCUGGGUCAUUUGAACUUUGAAUAUGUAUCGACUCUCUAAAUGUUGACAUUUUGUGAACUCUGUGCUCCUGUCUUUUAUUUCAUCUUAGCCUAUGGAAGAAUUUGUGUUCUUGUUCCAGGUAAAAGGUCCCUGACUCAGAUCUGAACUCCUCAAGGAUUCCCACCACCUUGUUUUCUUUUCUUUGCUGUCGAUAUUCACCCUAUGAGCUUUCUAAAGGUCCGUAUUUUAUUGCAGCUUAUUAAACAUUUCUUUGAUAUCAA